AUGGCCGACGUUGACAUGAAGGAUGCUGCUGCUGCUGCCACCGCAAAGGAGGGAAAAGCUGUCUCCAAGAGUGGACCCUCCGGUGAUUCUGGGAAGCCCCGAUUCGAGGUUAAGAAAUGGAAUGCCGUUGCCCUAUGGUCAUGGGAUAUCGUCGUUGAGAACUGUGCCAUCUGUCGCAACCAUAUUAUGGACCUUUGCAUCGAGUGUCAAGCUAAUCAAGCCAGCGCUGUCAGCGAGGAGUGCACCGUUGCUUGGGGCAUCUGCAAUCAUGCUUUCCAUUUCCACUGCAUAUCUCGUUGGUUGAAAACACGUCAGGUCUGCCCACUUGACAAUCGAGACUGGGAGUUCCAGAAGUACGGAAAAUAA
Molecule: messenger RNA, 366 nt
Organism: Morchella importuna
Lineage: Eukaryota; Fungi; Ascomycota; Pezizomycetes; Pezizales; Morchellaceae
Exons: 4
Coding region: 1-366 (121 amino acids)
Biological process (GO): protein ubiquitination; ubiquitin-dependent protein catabolic process
Cellular component (GO): cullin-RING ubiquitin ligase complex; nucleus
Molecular function (GO): ubiquitin protein ligase activity; zinc ion binding; cullin family protein binding
Source: RefSeq, a predicted model, not a curated record